Molecule: messenger RNA, 519 nt
Organism: Penicillium mononematosum
Lineage: Eukaryota; Fungi; Ascomycota; Eurotiomycetes; Eurotiales; Aspergillaceae
Exons: 2
Coding region: 1-519 (172 amino acids)
Source: RefSeq, a predicted model, not a curated record
AUGCAAAUCAGGAACAUUAUCCUCGCUGCCUCGGCCACCGCCGUCACUUUGGCCGCUCCUGCUACUCCGUCCGAGACCUUUGGUGUUGUCGCCAUUCACUCUGGCAGUGGUGUCCAGUACUCUGCCUUCAAUGCCGCUAAGGGCAGCAUCCUCGCUGGCCUGGACAUGGAGGAUGCCACAUUCUACAUUAUCGACGGUGUCCUGUACCUUUACGACAAGUCCACUGCCGCAGCCGAGGAAAUCUACGUUGACCGCUCUGGCAUGGGCCAGGGCCUCAUCGGAUACACCACUGGCAUUCAGGGUGCACCCAAGAACGGCGAGCGCGAGGGCUGGGCUGUCAACGAUAAUCACCUCCAGUUCAUGGGCAAUGACCUGAUAGCCUGCCCCAAUAGCAUUGACGGUGCCUGGAGCAUCUGGGCGUCUGCCGGUGUUGCUAACCCUGCUGGCAACACAGACUGUGUCGGCAUUGCUGCUCGUGUUGAGUACACCUCCAACCCAACGGCUGCCUCUACACAGUAA